UCUCAACUCCCAAAUAACAACGAACACUUUGGGGCUCGUCAUCAGUUGCAACCGAAGACAUUGCCAUUGACAGCGAUUAAGAGUUUCCUAUUUGUCUGGUUUUGUAGAGUACCGCCAUAUCUAGAAACCUCCGGAAGACUUGAGGUUAUGCACCGAUUUGUUUCUCUUCGUGGGUGUAGAAAACUGAGGACAAAAACCGAACGGAGGGAUUUACUGAUCAAUGCGAAUAAACAUUUGAACGACCUGAUUAAAAUGUCCAGAUUUGAGGAUGCCAGAAAGGUGUUCGAUGAAAUGUCUGAACGGGAUGAGUUUACUUGGAAUACAAUGAUAGCUGGGCAUGCGAAUUCAGGGAAUAUUAUUGAAGCCAAGAAGCUGUUUGAUGAGGCUCCAAAGAGGACUGCAAUUACAUGGUCAUCCCUUUUGUCGGGUUUUUGCAAAAUCGGCUCCGAAAAUAAGAGUCUUCGAUUGUUUUACGAAAUGCUGCUGGAGGGGCACAAGCCGAGCCAGUUCACUUUGGGGAGUUUGCUUAGGCUCUGUUCUAUAAAGUCUCUGCUCUCAAUAGGUGAGCAGAUUCACGGCUACGCCGUGAAGGCUUCCUUCGACAUGGAUGUUUUCAUCGUUACAGGUUUAAUUGAUGUGUAUGCAAAGUGUAUGCGCAUUGUGGAAGCAGAAUGUCUGUUCGGGAGCAUGUCUGGUGGGAGGAAUCAUGUCACUUGGACUGCAUUGAUCAAGGGAUACUCCCUAAACGGUGAUUCUGUAAGAGCGAUUCAGUGCUUUGGAGAGAUGAGGGCCGAAGGGAUUGAGGCGAACCAGUACACAUUUCCAGCCGUGUUGUCAGCCAGCGCAGCUGUUUCUGAUCUCGUUGUAGGAAUGCAGACGCAUACUUGCAUUGUUCAUGGUGGUUUCUCCGCGAAUGUUUUUGUUCGGAGCGCAUUGGUUGAUAUGUACGCAAAAUGUGGGGAUUUGAGCAGUGCUUGGAAAGUAAUCGAAUCAAUGGAGUUUGAUGACGUGAUCUCUUGGAAUGCCAUGCUUGUCGGAUGUGUUCGACAGGGCUUUCCGGAUAAAGCUCUGUCCGUGUUCAGAACAAUGCACGCGAAAGAUAUGGAGCUCGAUGAAUUCACCUUCCCGUCUGUGCUGAACUCGCUAACUUUGUUGAACGACGAGGAUGCAGGUAAGAAUAUCCAUUCCCUUGUUAUUAAAUCCGGAUUCGAGAGAUAUAUGCUGGUGAACAAUGCCCUCAUUGAUAUGUACGCGAAAGCUGGUAACUUCUAUUGCGCGUUUAAAUCAUUCGACCUUGGAGGCGAAAAGGAUGUGAUCUCAUGGACAUCAUUAAUCACCGGCUGCGCUCACGGUGGCUUCCACGAAGAAGCUCUUACGCUGUUUUGUAAAAUGAGAGUGAACGGGACUUAUCCUGACGGCGUCGUCUCCUCAAGCAUUCUAAGUUCCUGCGCAGAACUGGCUUUGUUAGACUUAGGGCAGCAAGUUCACGCGAACUGUAUUCAAUCCGGGUUCGCCAAGGCCUUAUCGGUCAGUAACUCGCUCAUGUCUUUGUACGCGCGUUGUGGCUGGUUGGACAAUGCGAAGAAAGUGUUCGAGUCUAUGGAAACACGGAACGUAAUAUCGUGGACUGCUUUGAUCGUUGGCUACGCCCAAAACGGCGAGGGGCUGACCUCUCUUCGAUGCUACGACGAGAUGAUAGCAUCGGGUGUGAGACCCGACUUCAUAACAUUCAUCGGAUUGCUGUUCGCCUGCAGCCACGCUGGUCUCACAGAGCGCGGGCGCUACUACUUCGACUCUAUGGCGCAAGAUUACGGGAUAACACCAGGCCCCCACCAUUAUGCAUGUAUGAUCGAUCUUUUCGGCAGGGCCGGGAGGAUGAAAGAAACAGAGCAUCUGUUUAAGGAGAUGGAUUUCAAACCCGACGCGACUGUAUGGAAAGCGCUGCUUUCCGCUUGCCGGAUGCACGGGAACAUCAGCUUGGCGAAGAGAGCUGCGGAAGCUAUACUCGAAUUGGAGCCUGAAAACUCGGUUCCGUAUGUUAUGCUUUCGAACAUCUUCUCCGCCAACAGGAAAUGGGACGAAGCAGCUUCGGUAAGGUUGCUGAUGAAAUCGAGAGGCGUCCGGAAGGAGCCGGGAAGCAGUUGGGUCGAAUCGAAUGGCAAAAUGCACACAUUUAUGUCCGGAGAUAAGUCCCAUCCAGACGCAGGAGGCAUAUACUUAAAAAUUGACGAGAUCAUGGCAUCGAUCAAGGGCGCCGGGUACAUACCUGCGACAGACUUGGCGCUUCGCGACAUCAACGAAGAGGGGAAGGAGCAAGACCUCGCCUACCACAGCGAGAAGCUCGCCGUCGCCUUCGGGCUGCUCAAACUGCCGAAAGCUGCGCCCAUUCGGAUAUACAAGAACUUACGGGUGUGCGGCGAUUGCCACGCUGCGAUGAAAUUUAUAUCACAGGUUUAUCAGAGGCACAUUGUUCUAAGGGACUGUAACUGCUUUCACCAUUUCAAGGAAGGGAACUGCUCCUGUGGAGAUUACUGGUAA
Messenger RNA from Andrographis paniculata, 2538 nucleotides. Its product is annotated as pentatricopeptide repeat-containing protein At4g21065. Lineage: Eukaryota; Viridiplantae; Streptophyta; Magnoliopsida; Lamiales; Acanthaceae. The coding region runs from base 148 to 2538 and encodes 796 amino acids. Gene Ontology annotation, biological process: RNA modification. Gene Ontology annotation, molecular function: RNA binding; protein binding; zinc ion binding. The transcript has 2 exons. The record is from RefSeq and is a predicted model, not a curated record.